GUAAGAAACAUUUCACAACGUCCAAGUGAGAAACAUUUCAGAAAAAUUAACAAAGUCUUAGUAAGAAACACUUCACAACAUCCUAAUGAGAAACAUUUCAGAAAUAUUCACAAAGUCCUAGUAAGAAACACUUCACAACGUCCUAGUGUGAAACAUUUCAGAAACAUUCACAAAGUCCUAGUAAGAAACACUUCACAACGUCCUAGUGAGAAACAUUUCAGCAACAUUCACAAAGUCCUAGUAAGAAACACUUCACAACGUCCUAGUGAGAAACAUUUCAGAAAUAUUCACAAAGUCCUAGUAAGAAACACUUCACAACGUCCAAGUGAGAAACAUUUCAGAAAUAUUCACAAAGUCCUAGUAAGAAACACUUCACAACGUCCUAGUGUGAAACAUGUUAGAAACAUUCAGAAAGUCCUAGUGAGAAACAUUUCAGAAAUAUUCUCAAAGUCCUAG
Molecule: messenger RNA, 456 nt
Organism: Lottia gigantea (owl limpet)
Lineage: Eukaryota; Metazoa; Mollusca; Gastropoda; Lottiidae
Exons: 1
Source: RefSeq, a predicted model, not a curated record